UUCAUCGGGCUGUGCUACUACCAUUGGCAGAAUGACGGAGGCCAUUGUCKUGWUSCGGUCRRCACGUGCGYCAUKAUGCAUUCUUCCCCACAGAUUCCUUGAAGUUCAAUGGCGAAGGGUCCCCCACAAAUUGUKGGAAUYUGUAUCGAAUCGAAUGGAACAGAACAAAAUUUGCAGCGGAACUCUUGCGGGAGCACUCCCCAAACMAUCUGGAACAACACGGAUUUUGGUAGAGACUCGGCGUUCUGCUCAAACAAACAAGAACCAUAAUGCACAAAACGAACCGCUUCUGCCCAACAAACAAMCAAAGAAGCAAGCAAGCAAGCAAACACGGCCCACACCAACCACCAACAAGUGCACAAUGACAUCCCUUGCCAACAAAGAACAACCCUCCAGCAACGCGCUACAGGAGAGCAACACGACGGCCUUUCCGGUUUUGUCCUUUGCGGUCGAAAAAGAAACAGAAACAGAAACCCCCUUCGCUGCGGCCCUGGAUCUCGUCGUGUCGUCGUCGUCGUCGUCGUCGUUGACGAAAGCGGAACGCGCGGCUUCCGAACCGACCCACCCGGGGAGUAUCACGGACACGAACACGGACACGAUUGCAGACACAACGCUUAGAAGACCCAAGCACAAGCACAACGACCGAAAACGAAACAGAGACAGAAACGAAGACAGAGGCAGAGACGAAGACGGAAACGAAGACAGAGACAACGCGCAACCACCACCACCAUUGGGUUCUUCGCGGCGGCCGGCUUGUGUGUGCCACACGGCUCCGCUUCGGCCACUGCCGCGCGCGCUGUUUUCCACCGAAGGCGGACCCGGAUUCGAAUCCGGAUUCGAGUUCGAAUCCGUGUUCGAAUCGAGUCCCCGAUCCGUUCGCUCGAUCCUCGGCGAGGCCCUCGCCAUUCUCGAAUUGGACGAGGACGAGGACGGUCAAGGCSCCACCCAUCCAGGGAAUCGGCGGUUCCCGGCCGGGGACAAGGCGGACCCUUUGCUUCCGGCGUUUCGCCAACAAUGAGAAGAAGACCAAAAGCAGCACGGGCAAGAACCGCAAGAACUGCAAGAACCACAACACCGGCAUGGCACGCCUUGCACCGGAAGCUAGGAUAAUAUAUAUAGAUGUAGAUA
This is a messenger RNA of Pseudo-nitzschia multistriata, 1128 nucleotides long. Lineage: Eukaryota; Bacillariophyta; Bacillariophyceae; Bacillariales; Bacillariaceae. The record is from the annotation of a GenBank genome assembly.